GACGAGUGUCCCGAGCCAGAGGCGCCGAGGAGAAUGAGCACCCAGCGCAAUUUGGCUACUUGGAAGCGGUUGGUGCAGACCAUCUUCCUCAUGCUGGCCACAGCUCGCCAGCAGAUGGUUCUGGACUAUGUGGUGAAGCGGGACGAGGACACCAACAGUCAGCCAAGCUCCUCGACAGCUCCUGUUCGCAGCAAAAAGGGCAAGGGCGAGCCCAUCAACCAGGGACUCGGCAAGCCCCUGCCGAGAUCCAAGGGCAAACUCAAAGGCAACGUGGUGGACAUGUCUGGAUUGCGGCUCUCGCUGGCAGCGCCCGGCGGAGAACCUGAAGUCGGCAAAGGCCGUCCCAGCUGGUGGGACAGCAUCUUCACCACCAAGAUCGCGAGUAAGGAUGACCUCCUCAGGCCUUCGACCCACACAGAGGUCCAAGACUCCAUCGAGAAGGUCAGUGAGUGUCAAUUCGGCGAAGACUGUCGAGACUUGGGAGAUCAACACGGACGAGGAGACGAUCGAUGCCGAGAUGGUCGAGCUCCCGAGGGCCAAGACCGAAAUGUGAGAAAGAAGGGAGCUGGAGUCUUCCUUCACGGCUCCUACUUGGAAGACACGUCAAGCCCUCAGCUCAGGAGUCUAAAACGCAGCAUUCUUCAAGGGGGAUGGUUGUUGAAGGCUGUCAUGAUCCUCUUGACCACGGCUACGCAAACACCUCCGUCCUCCAUGUCCUCAGUGGGACUUGAUGCCCCUCAUGAGCACUUCCUUUGGAGCUCUGAAGCUCAGGAGUGGAUGUCGACGGAUGAGUCAAAGGCGUCGCCGUCAUCACGAACACCGACGCCCGCCACGAGGACUAAGGACAAGGAUAUGAUCCACGAAGUGCAAGAUGGUAUGAUUCACUGCUACUUGUACUCAGUGAGUGAUGCGUUGCUGAGUUGGUCUACAGAUCACUUUGGUCGCACUGCGCCUUUGACCAAAGAUCACAAAAGGGUUGUGGCAGCUAGCUUCAACAAGGUGGAUGUUGCAGAGGUCUACUCCCCUCCUCGAGUGACAAAGAGAGCUCGCUUGCUCGGCCUUCGACCAGGAUGGGCAUUAGAUCUCUCCACUGGAUGGGACUUCUCAAAAAGAGCCCAUAGAAGGGCAGCAUUGAGCCUUCUCAGUAAGACACGUCCUGCAGUUCUGAUUUUGAGUCCUCCCUGCUGCGUAUUCUCACCUUUGCGCAACCUCACCAACCACAAGCGAGAUUUCACGGAGGUGCAAUCAGAGGAAGCACAGGGUCGUCAACAUCUCGACUUUGCCGUUGCUUUGGCAAACCUACAAAUUGAAAAUGGCAGAGGGUUUCUGUUUGAGCACCCUCUCGGCGCCAAAAGUUGGCGCACCGCCUCACUGCGGCGGCUGGCAACCAACCAGGCCGUCUUCACCGUGCAGUUGGACAUGUGUGCUUUUGGUCUCCAAGGGACCCAAGGACUGCACAAGAAGCCCACGCUGCUCCUCACGAAUGUUGAGGAACUGGCCUCGACUCUGGCAAGGAGAUGUAAUCAACAACAUGAACAUCAACCCAUUGAAGGUGGAACCUUGUCCAGAGCAUCUGCACAGUACACCGAUGCCUUUGUGGAUGCCAUCUUGAAGGGAAUCCGGAAGCAUCUCUUCUUUGAGGCAAU
Molecule: messenger RNA, 1646 nt
Organism: Symbiodinium pilosum
Lineage: Eukaryota; Dinophyceae; Suessiales; Symbiodiniaceae
Source: the annotation of a GenBank genome assembly